AUGGAAGACCCCAAUCCCCUCAACACAGUCGAGCCCCUCCUGCCAGCGACCUGCAGCCGUCCCGGUCCUGUGUUUGAGACCGGAGAGGGGGUCCUCCAAAAUCGUCCUUCAGGCAAGUACGCUCCUAUUCAAAACAUUUUGCUUCCUGAAAAAAUCCCUGUUUCCAGUCGACUAUCAACUGAACAACCGCCUUCAAUUCUAACCGUUUCGACAACUGCACGCAAGCGUACUACAAGUUCUAUGGGUCAACUGUAUCCUUUGGACACCGUAUGCAAUCAUGUAAACCGCGAAAUCUCUACGACCGAACCCACUGCUGUGUGCGAAUCUAUGGAGUCAUCUGACAAAAGAAGUUGUCUUGGACAACUGAGCAAUCAACAACCGUUAUUCUGCUGUACAUCGGGAUGCACUCUUGCCCCUAGCUACGAGGAAGCCCCUAUCUCUCUCAUCGCAGUCGAGCCCCACCCGCCAGCGACCAUCAGCCAUCCCGGUCCUGCGUUUGAGUUGAGAGACGGGGUCUUCCGAACUCCUCCUGCAGGCAAAGCAACAGCCCCCCGUCCGAAAUCGCACGUUACUAUGUACUACCAGAACGUUGGCGGAAUGAAUGGUCUAGUGGAAGAUUAUCGACUAGCGGUCAUGGAUCAUUGUUACGAUAUCGAAGUUCUGACCGAAACUUGGCUAGACUCUCGCACAAUUUCAAGCUAUAUUUCUGGAACUGGGUACGAGGUUUUUCGAUGUGAUCGAAACUCGAAUAACAGCAGGAAAUCGACAGGAGGUGGCAUCAUAAUCGCUGUAAGUUCUAGGCUGAAGGCAUCAGUAAUCGAAGACGAUUCGUUCAACACCGUGGAGCAGGUUUGGGUAUCUAUUCAGCUCGGAGGCCGUAAACUAUUUGUUUGUGCGGUGUACAUUCCUCCAGACCGAACUCGAGACUUGGAACUCAUCGACACGCACUGCCGAUCAGUCUUCUUUGCGUCGGAAAUAGCGUCUCCCAACGAUGAAAUCAUCGUUCUGGGCGACUUCAACCUUGCAGGAGUCGCGUGGGUUCCAACUCACAACGGUUUCCUACGCCCUGAUCAGGAGCAUUCCUCGUUUCAUCCGGGAGCUCUCAGGUUGCUGGAUAAUUACAGUACUGCAACGUUAUCUCAAGUUAAUUGCAUCGUGAAUGAGAAUAAUCGCUUGCUGGAUCUGUGCUUCGUCGGCGGUCGUUACACCGCUCCAUUUAUUUCCACUGCACCUGUUCCUUUGGUCAAGGCUUCCCCUCACCAUCCAUCUCUUGUAAUCGGAGUUGAGAAUGAUGGCGUCCGUGACUAUGUUGGUACUUCAACUGCUGUGUCAUAUGUUUUUCGCAAGGCGAAUUAUUGCAGUAUUGCCGAAGUGCUGUCUAACUUGGAUUGGCAGAGUAUCCUCGACCCGGCCGAUGCAAGUACAGAUGCCAUAGCGAGAGCAGCCACGCGGCUAAAAACGUCGUACAAAUCGGGACCUGACGGUGUUCCGUCGGUUUUCCUAAAAACGAACAUUUCCUGCCUUCUGGACCCACUUCAUCGAAUCUUCCAGCUCUCCCUCUCUAAUGGUGUAUUUCCGUCCUGCUGGAAGACAGCUGAAAUGUUUCCUUGUGUAAAAAAAGGGACGCAAGCGCGAUAUAAAUAA
Armigeres subalbatus is the source of this 1644-nucleotide messenger RNA. RefSeq lists its product as uncharacterized. The record is from RefSeq and is a predicted model, not a curated record. Gene Ontology annotation, biological process: cell adhesion involved in heart morphogenesis; larval heart development. NCBI's taxonomy places the organism in Eukaryota, Metazoa, Arthropoda, Insecta, Diptera, Culicidae. Gene Ontology annotation, cellular component: extracellular matrix. Bases 1 to 1644 code for a protein of 547 amino acids. The transcript has 2 exons.